AUGAAGCGGUCGUGCUCGGAACGCUUCACAGAGAUCCUUUUGUGCCAUGAUCAGCCUAUGGCUGGCAUCCUCACAGAAUUCACAGCAGCCCGUGCCAAGGCAACAGGAGCGGGUUGCCGAGACAAAGCUGCUGACAUUUACAUCAUUUAUAGUGUAGAGGAAGGUUUGUUGCUCAGAGGUUGCUCUGUAAGAGACCUAAUGGAGCUCUCAAUGAUGGCCAACCUGAAGCCUGGCUGUGUUUGCUGUACAGAGGCUAAAGUGGCAACCAAAGACACAGAGGCCAUAGUGACUGUCACAGAAGCAGAGGCAGCCGUGCCCAUGCCUGCUGCUGAGACCCCUCAGCCACAGCCUGUAGUAAUUGUGGUGACUGAACUAGAGCCAGUAGAGGGUGAGGUCACAGACCCACAGCCAUUAGUGACAGAGCCUGUAGAGAACGGCCACAAUGAACCUGAGCCAACACAGGCUAAGAAGCAUGUCGAGGUGACUGAGGUAAAAGAAGAGGAGUCCGGCACCUCAAAAGUUCCCGCACCUUCAAUGAAGAAGUCUGCUGAUACAAAAGCUACCCCUAUAAAAGAUAAAGAUGAUGAUGUCACCGCCAGCACUCCAUCACCUCCACCUCCAGCAGAGGAUGGCAGCAUUCCCAAGAAACUUUCUAUUGACCUUCCUAAUGAUAGCGACCCUGAGUCAACCAGGGGGAGAAAAGACUCAGUGUGGUCUCUGGGGGACGGCCAGCCUCCCGAGGAGAUUGACAAACAGAUUGAGACUCUGCCGCUCUCGACUCUGUUGAUUGAAAAGCCUCAGAGUGGUUCCAUCAAUGUAGGUGGAGACAUCAACUUCGUUGCUAAGGUGGAGGCCAAAGACUUGCUUCGUAAACCAACCAUUAAGUGGUUCAAGGGCAAGUGGAUGGAUCUGGCUAGCAAGACUGGGAAGCAUCUGCAGCUUAAAGAAUCUUUCGAUCGCUUUACCAAGAUUCACACCUUUGAGAUGCGCAUUAUAAAGGCGAAGGAGAACUAUGCAGGGAAUUACAGAUGUGAGGUCAACUACAAAGACAAAUUUGAUAGCUGCUCUUUUGACCUGGAGAUCAAAGAAGUCUCAGACGGUUCUCAAAACAUUGACAUCCGCUCAGCUUUCAAAAGAAGCAGUGAAGGCCAAGACGAUGCAGGCGAGCUUGACUUUAGUGGGCUUCUCAAACAUAGACAAGGCAGGGAGCACAAGCAAGAGGAAGUUUCUGAGGUGGAUGUGUGGGAGAUUUUGAAAAAUGCCCGACCUGAUGAAUAUGAGAAGAUUGCUUUUACGUAUGGCAUCACCGAUCUCAGAGGCCUGCUGAAAAGACUGAAGAAAACCAAAAAGGAAGAGAAAAAAAGUGAAGCAUUUGCCAAGAGACUGGAACCUGCGUAUCAGGUGGACAAAGGCGGAAAGAUCCGGUUAGUUGUGGACCUUGCUGACCCGACCGUGGAGUUAAAAUGGUACAAGAAUGGCCAAGAGAUCCGUUCUACUCCAAAUAAUAGGAAGUAUAUCUUUGAGCACAAAGGCAUUCAACGGAUAAUGGUUAUUAACAACUGUCAGAUAAACGAUGAUGCUGCCUACUCAGUCACUGCAGGAGAAGAGAAGUGCACCACUGAACUGUUUGUGAAAGAACUGCCUGUGAACAUAGUGAAAAAGCUGGAGCCUGUAAAAACCACAGUGAACGAGAGAAUUGAACUGGAGUGCGAAGUGUCUGAGGAAGGAGCCAAAGUUAAAUGGAUGAAGAAUGGGGUUGAGGUCCCCACAGGGGUGCGCUCACGGUACCGUGUGAAAAGCGAGGGGACCAAACACUGGCUGAUCAUUGACGAUGCCACAAAGGACGACACUGGCACCUACUCCCUGAUGGCCACCGGGGGCACCACUGAAGCUCACGUUCAAGUUGAUCUGAAGCCUCUGAAGAUUUUAAUGGAUCUACAGAGUGUGACAGUGUUGUUGGGUCAACCUCUUAAAUUGAACUGUGAGAUUUACCCUGGAAACGUCCUGGGCCGCUGGUACAAGAACGGCCAGCUGAUCCAGCCUAGCGAACGACUCAGCAUUAUACACAGAACCAAGAAUCACAGCCUUGACAUUGAGAGCUCCACUAUUCAUGAUGCCGGCGACUAUACCUUUGUUCCUGAGGGAUACACACAGACGCUGUCUGCCAAAGUGCACAUCAUAGAUCCUCCCAGGGUGCAUUUAGAGGCACUGAAUGUCCCGGAUGACACGGUGACCAUUGUGGCUGGAAACAAACUCCGGCUGGAGAUCCCUAUUAGUGGAGAACCAGCACCCAGAGUCGUGUGGAUGAAGGGAGAACGGGUCAUUCUUGACUCAGGAAAUCGGGUUCGUGCAGAGACAUUUGCAGAUCACACUUGCCUCACUAUUGAUAUCGCAGAAAGAGAAGAUACCGGAAACUACAAGAUCGUCCUUCAGAACGAAGCUGGAGAAGACACAGCUAGUGUUAAAAUCAAAGUUGUAGAUAUCCCAGAUCCUCCUGAGGCUCCUAUGGUUACUGAUGUAGGUGGAGAUUGGUGCACUAUGACAUGGGAGCUGCCACGCUAUGAUGGUGGUUCCCCCAUCCUUGGAUAUUUCAUUGAGCGAAAGAAGAAACAGAGCUCUCGAUGGAUGAGGCUGAACUUCGACCUUUGCAAAGAGACCACCUUCGAGCCAAAAAAGAUGAUUGAAGGUGUCCCGAUGUUCAUUUUACAAAAAAUGACUAUUGACUAAGUAUUCAGCAACACUAAUCACUACCUUCAUUUAAUACGUUUACUAGCUGUGACCAGUGAACCGACAAUGCUGGUGGUGGAUGAUGUCACAGAUACCACAGUGACCAUGAAGUGGAGACCCCCAGACACCAUCGGUGCCGCUGGACUUGAUGGCUACCAAGUUGAAUACUGCAUUGAAGGAACUGAUGAAUGGAUACAUGCUAAUAAAGAGCUGAUUGAAAAAACGAGGUACACUAUAACCGGUCUGCCAGUGGAGGCCAAGAUCUUGGUGCGUAUCAAGGCCAUAAAUGCUGCUGGGGCCAGUCCACCACGCACAACCCAACACUCCAUACUGGUCAAAGAGGUUAUCGAGCCUCCUAAGAUUCGCAUACCGCGACACUUGAAGCAGACGUACAUUCGAAAGGUUGGCGAAGUCGUCAACCUCGUCAUGCCAUUUGUGGGUAAACCAAGGCCAAAAGUCAAUUGGUUGAAGGAGGGUCAGCCGAUUGACCAAACCAUCAGCAUUCGCAACUCAGAUUGUGACAGCAUCAUGUUCAUCCGCAAAGCUGAGCGCAAGCAUUCUGGAAAAUACGAACUGAGCGUACAAGUGGAGAAUCAUAUCGACACGGCCAUGCUGGACAUCCAGAUAGUCGAUCUUCCAGGCCCACCACAGGCUGUAAAGAUCGAAGAGGUCUGGGGGAAUAAUGUAGCACUGGACUGGAACCCACCCAAGGACAACGGCAAUGCACCCAUAAUAGGCUACACCAUUCAGAAAGCUGAUAAAAAGACAAUGGAGUGGUACACAUGUAUAGAGCACUACCAUCGUACCUGCAUCACAAUCUCAGAUCUGGUGGUGGGUAACGAGUAUUUCUUCAGGAUCUACUCAGAGAACAUGGUGGGCUUAAGUGAAAGUGCCACUGCCACUAAAGACAGUGCUCUGAUCGUGAAAGAAGGCUUGCAACUGAAAAUCCCAGAGUAUAAUGACCGUGACUUCACAGAGCCGCCCAUUUUCACUCAGCCGCUUAUCAACACCUUCGCCAUCGCUGGGUACAAUGCCACCCUGAACUGCAGCGUGCGCGCCAAUCCUCGGCCUAAGGUAAUCUGGAUGAAAAACAAGAUUACCAUCAUAGACGACCCACGUUACCGCAUGUUCAGCAACCAGGGUGUGUGUACGCUUGAGAUCCGCAAGCCCAGCCCGUUUGACGGAGGUGUUUACACCUGCAAGGCUAUCAAUGACCUCGGAGAGGCUCAGGUGGACUGCAAACUAGAGGUCAAAGGAGGUUUUACGUUCUUUGAGCUGAUGAAGCGAGGCGUUCCCUUACACCUCAUUGAUAAGUACAUGAACGAGUCUAAGACCUCUGAGAAGUCAGAGUCAGAGAAGAAGGGAUCCAUCUGAGGGCUGACUCACCCAAUGAUUACCCAGAAAUCCCUGUCACUACUACAAAUAAUGGCACGUGUCUAAACUUUGGCAUGGUAUGCUGUGUUCAGACAUGGAUCUAUAGUUCUAGAAAACACUGCGUCUGACACUCUGCGAUCAUGUAAAGCUGUUUUAAGAAAUGCCACUGGAACUCAAAUGCAUGACUUCAGUAAACUGGAUGGUUGCUUCAAAAUAUAUCACAAAUAGACAUUUUAUUGUGGAAAAUCUAGAGCAGUCAGUUACAGAUAAGGUAAUGUGGUUCAUUUACAAGAGUGGUCCGAAAUGAGCACAAGUCUGGGCUUUGCUGUUUCUGUCUUUAUUUUCUUUUCUUGUUUGAUUUCCCCCUGAGUUUUCCCAACCCCUUUCCUUCAUUCUUUACUGAAUGUACUAAAAUCCACUUAGAUAUGCAAUAUCAAUACUGUGCAACUACCAGAUCAGACAUGAGACGAGAUCUGAAUGUUACAGAAAAUGCUGCGUUUGUCUAAGGAUACUUGAUGGUACAUGACAAUGUUCAUUUUAGCAUGACAGUUGAAUAAAUGUCUCUGUAUGAAAAGCAAUGGUUUCUUUUUUGUUUUAAAGGCCUAUAUUAUUUUGAUGCAGACGGCAAGAUUGGGCAACACUGUUCUUUGGGCACAAAAGAUGUUUGCAUACUGCAUCUCCAUCUAUAUUUAUGUUGAAAUAAUUUCUAAAUAUAUUUUAAUAAAAACUAAAACCAUUUUUUUUUUUUUUUUUGCGGCCUUGCACUGGAAUUUGAGUUAUCUAUAAACAUUUGUGCACAAAUUGUGCAGCAUUUUAAAUUUCACAUUAUACAUUAAAGGGUUAUUUUGUCAUAAUAUAUAUAUAUAUAUAACAUAUUUGUUUUAUUUUUAGGUUAAUUAUUUGCAUCCUCUGGAUAUUUGCACUUUUUGUUGGUAAUUUUCAGUGUGAACACACUAUUUAUACUACAAAAGGGCAUGGAAUAGAGAC
This is a messenger RNA of Sinocyclocheilus rhinocerous, 5088 nucleotides long. Its product is annotated as myosin-binding protein C, slow-type-like. Gene Ontology annotation, molecular function: protein binding. The transcript is spliced from 34 exons. Lineage: Eukaryota; Metazoa; Chordata; Actinopteri; Cypriniformes; Cyprinidae. The record is from RefSeq and is a predicted model, not a curated record.